Messenger RNA from Corythoichthys intestinalis (scribbled pipefish), 2826 nucleotides. RefSeq names its product RNA binding motif protein X-linked (gene rbmx). The transcript has 10 exons. NCBI's taxonomy places the organism in Eukaryota, Metazoa, Chordata, Actinopteri, Syngnathiformes, Syngnathidae. Gene Ontology annotation, biological process: positive regulation of mRNA splicing, via spliceosome. The record is from RefSeq and is a predicted model, not a curated record. The coding region runs from base 294 to 1445 and encodes 383 amino acids. Gene Ontology annotation, molecular function: RNA binding. Gene Ontology annotation, cellular component: spliceosomal complex.
GGACGGAGAAAGAAGAAGGGGUGGAGCUUUUAGCUUUAGCACGUCUCAGUUGAAGAGCGCACUAUUUCUUUUGUGGCGCUUUUCGACAUUUUGAUCCACAUCUCCAUUUAAAUUACAUACACGACGCUUCGUUUGUAACACGUCCCAAGUGGCCGACUAACAUCUCGUGGUUUACGCCUGUAAUAAUUCGCUGACUACGUUUGGCGAGUUGAAGAACAAACAGGCUCAGACGCGGCCACGUUUAUCGCCAUUUUGCGUGUUCAACAACUCAAGCAAGAUUUAUUUUGUGCAGCAUGGCGGAAGCAGACCGACCAGGGAAGCUGUUUAUCGGCGGCCUGAAUACUGAGACGACUGAAAAGUCCUUGGAGCAGUACUUCAGCAAAUACGGCAGGAUUGUGCAAGUUCUCCUGAUGAAAGACCAUGAAACAAAGAAGUCCAGGGGCUUUGCAUUUGUGACAUAUGACAGUCCAGCUGAUGCAAAGGAUGCGGCACGUGAGAUGAAUGGAAAGUCUCUUGAUGGCAAGCCCAUUAAAGUGGAGCAGGCUACCAAGCCUCAGUUUGAAUCUGGGGGCAGAAGAGGACCCCCGUCAAUGCAUUCUCGUGGUCGGGGCUCAGGCAGAGGCCCACGUGGAUCCAGAGGUGGAGGAAUGAGGGGCCCACCAUCCAGAGAUUACUAUGAUGACGAUGACGACUACUAUAAAAUGUCAUCAAGAGGCCCACCUCCUAUGAAGAGAGGACCCCCAAUGCGUAACGGAGGCCCGCCACCGAAGAGAUCGACCCCAUCUGGUCCCAUGAACAGAACCCCCAUGUCAAGGGACAGAGACCCCUAUGGUCCACCCCCUCGCAGAGACUCAAUGAUGUCCAGAAGGGACGAAUAUCCAUCUCCCAGAGAUGACCAUUACAACUCCAAGGAUGGGUACUCUGGUCGGGAUUAUAACUCAAGAGAUUCAAGAGACUAUGGACCUCCUUCCAGAGAUUAUUCGUACCGGGAUUACUCCAAUUCCCGAGAUGACUAUGGCUCCAUGUCAAGAGGUUACAAUGACCGUGAUGGCUACGGAGGAGGGCGUGAUUCCCGAAGUUAUAUGGACCGUCCUAGCGGAGGCGGCGGAUCAUACAGGGAUUCGUUUGAUGGUUACGGUAACUCUCGCAGUGCCCCACCUUCACGGGGCCCCCCACCGUCCUUCGGUGGGGGCAGCGGAAGCGGUCGUUACGAUGACUAUGGCGGCAGUUCCCGGGAUGGCUAUGGCGGUCGUGACAGUUACAACAGUCGGAGUGAGCCGUAUCCAUCUCCCCGCGGCGAGCGAAUGGGUAGGCAGGAGAGGGCUGCUCCCCCUGGCGAUAGAGGGUACCCCCCUCGUGAUUCGUACGGCUCAAGUCGUGGAGGGCCACGAGGCGGCCGUGGAGGCAGUCGACCCGACAGAGGCAUGAAUCGCAACAGAUACUAAAAUGGACAUUGAAGGCUCUUGGCAGCAGAUUUUAGUCUUCAUGAAGAGUUCAAGCGUUGUGGGGGGAAAGUCUGACGGCAAAAAAAAAAAACACCAUGUCUAAAUGUGGCUCAUGAGUUGUAGCUUUAAAUUGUAUCUUGACUUUCCCGAUUUUUUUGUAUGUAUUAUCAACUUUUUUUCCACUUUCUCUUUUUAAGUAACGAUACCGUUGCCCAGUGUUUUGUUUAUUUUUGGUACAUUCAGUGCUUCUGGAAUCGGCAAUGCCCUUGAGUUUGGCGCAUCUACUUAAUAAAGAUUUUAGUUGUACCACUGACCACUGAGCAUCAAUACGACAAGACCACAGGCCUGGGCUUCAGUGCCAAAGAAAAAUAUCUCAAGUUCUCUAAGGUUUAGUUGCUGAAUCUCUACUCUGGAACUUCACCCAAAAGAGAAAUUGGUCACUUCUGUGUUGAGUUAGGCAAUUGUCACUGUCAAAAUGUUCCAAUAUAGUUCCCUUGGAAAUGGAUCCUUCAUUCUAGAGCUAUUCGCUGGCACGCUACGACAAAACCAAAGGCAAGAACAAGCAAAUGCAAGCUUCUAUCCUACAAGAACCCAUAGUCAACUGCUGGUAAGCAAAGCAAACCUCUUUGUCUCAAAUCUGUACUUGCAUUUCAUUUUUCGUAUAUAGCAGUCUUCACUCAAUUCAAGACAAUAGAGCCUCAAGGACUACAAAAAAGUGGAUGUCAACUUGAAUGUGCCUUUUUAACUAGCCAAAUUUGUCGGAACAGCAACAAGCUCUAAGGCAAGCUAAGACCUAUUAUCCCUUGCCACAAUGAAAGUUUUCCAUUAUUUUCCUCAGCUGAACCCUGAAAAUUAAGAUCCUCUUUUACCAAGUGCCUGUCUAAUCAAAGCACUUGUCUAAAGUAAGCAAGGUUAACAAUUUUACUUACAAUACCAUAAAUAAAACAAUUGUCAAAGCUUUAUUUGUCAAUGUAAAAUAUACAAUGAACGUCCAAUUGUCCAUCUCAAAACCUUUUCCUCAACCAAAGGAGACCUCUGAAAGAACCCUGGCAUUGCAACCAUCAAACUGGAACAAUUGUUCAAGUGAAAGGCAGUGGAACCAAGGACAUUUCGGAUCACCUUUUAUAGUUCAUGAAUACAAAAUAAUGACGAGUGGGAGGUUAACUUUGCCAUCCUGUUGCAGGGUGAACCUGGGUGAAGGCUAACAAACCUCGAUACGCACCCCAUCUCGGUCCUUGGGUUCUCGGACUACUGGCCCAAUGCUCAACACAUUCCAGCUUGUACAGGGUCUGUCUCGGGCGUGGGAGAACUUGAGAGACUCUGGAACUGAGAACAAGCUGAAGCUCGACACUGUCGUGUUUAAUAAAUGGUCAAACCUGAA